CAUGACUAGUAGAUGACUCCAUUGAUUUUGAGGUCAGUAUGUCCAAACUCACAGUUAACAAUGCCAGCACAAUAGGUCAAGGUCACAGCCAAUAGCCAUACAAAGUAACAUGUAUGGAAACCUCGUCCGUUUAAUUUAGAUACGAACAUGGAACAUGGGUGGUAGGUUGCCGUUGACCAGCAGGCCCCCUUUUCUCAAACAAUCUUACAGUAAGUGCUUGAUAUCAGGAUCAAGCCCAGCACAUUGUUUUUGAUUGGUAUGAAUUUCGUAAUGUUUUCAUGGUAAAGAAUUUGGAGGCGUUCAAAGGAAUAAUUAUAUGUGAGAUAAAUAAGUAAAACUACUUUUUAUUUUUUGAAAUCAUAUUUAGUAAGUAGUUUUACUGAAUGAAACACUUAAGAUUUUUUUAGAAAUUGGGACCAGAUGACCCUUAUUUAGCAAUAACAACGUAAAAAAUUAAUUUAAUGCGGUAUAUUAAAGUGAUAUAUCAUUUUAAAGGUUACGUCAUUACAAACUCAAAUAUGCACAUUUUUUCAAAAUCCAUCAUUUUUUUGACAGAAUUAUGGCCCUUUUAAUUUUACAUUUUUAUCAUUUUUUUCUGCCAAAAUAGGUCAAAUUCAAAACUUUGGAAUUCAAAUGAAAUAAAUAAUGUCAAACAACACAUUUUGUUUAUUUUCUAUAAAUUUAAUACACAUUCCUAAAUAUCAGAACCUAAACAAAGUUUUAAGCAAAUUAUUUUACUUUAAAAAAAUGAUGAAAAAACGUCCAUUUUUAAGAAAUUUUAAAAUUGCUUUAUAUUUUGAAGAAUGAGCUUGAAAAAGGUAAAAGACAAAGAACAUUUACAUUCUUCCAUUCACUGCUUGACUGUUGCAUUUUUACAAUUAAUAGUAUUAUAAAUAGGAAGAUUAAAGGCAAACAAAAAAUUAGUUGCCAUGGUAAGGCUUAUUGAUGUUAUGUCAAAUAUCAAUUCACAUUUUUCUGAAAUCUUUAACCUCGAUUGACGCAUCUUCCACAUGUUGCAGAAUAAACGGCGCUCAGAAAGAAUUAUGCUUGACAAAUAUGUCUUGUUCUAUAUACAAUUGCACAGGCGGAAGUUUCGUUGACAUUGGGAUUUCCAGUUCCGGUUAAACUGUUUAUACGUGUGCAAAAAGACACAGACUUAUUUGCAAACAUGAAGAAGUAAAUCCCUUCCCCUCUCUGGACACAAAGGUUUAACAAGUAGAUCUGAAUAUUUCUAAAAUCUGCAUAUGUAUCCCUUCAAGAUAAAGUUAAGUAUAUCGCCGGAAAUCAUUGGGAGGCCAUGCCCGUUUUACCAAAAAAACGUAAGCAUUUUUGUAUGGAAAGCAAAUCUUUUUCAACUGUUAAUGUCAGAAAAAAAGUCGCAAGAUAAGAGUAUUUACAAUAUUGGGGAAAGCAACCAAAAGCGCACGUGUACAAAGACCCACAAAAUAUAUGAUGAACUAAAACUGAGUCUCAGAAAACUGAUCAUUUCAUCUAGUACUGUGGUACAGGAUGGAAAGACGGGCCAAGGGGGGUGUAUAGUAAUACUCACACUUUGAUAUAGUGCACAUAGCGAUUGGAUAUCGAGAAAAAACUUUCCUUUCUCGGAACGUCGAAUUUUUGUUUUUAAGAGCAUUCCAUGUACGUGAAGUUAGCGGCCUAGCGGCCUAGCGGCCUAGCGGCGUGAAGUUAGCGGCCUAGCGGCGUGAAGUUAGCGGCCUAGCGGCCUAGCGGCGUGAAGUUAGCAGCCUGGCGGCCUGGCGGCCUAGCGGCCUAGCGGCGUGACGUUGGCGGCCUAGCGGCCUAGCGGCCUGGCGGCCUAAUUAUUUUUUCUAUUUCCAAGCAAUUGUUAAUGCGUUUUUUUAAAACAAUGAUAAAUCAAGGUUUUUUUAUUCAUAUAGUUACAUAGCGGCCUUAAAUUGUUAAAUAUUCAGAAUAUUUUUCUUGACCUUUUAUUCUAAAACAAUUUUAAAUUAACUGUUUUAUGCACAAAUUAUCACUCUGAAGCGUUUUUCAACUUUUUUUGCAAAAAAGUCGAUCAAGCACUUCAGCGACCUAGCGGCAUAGCGGCGUGAAAUUAGCGGCCUAGCGGCCUAAAUUGAAUCCUAUUUCAAAGCAUGUAUACAUGCAUUUUCUUCUAAAACAAUGACAUUUUAACUGUUUUUAUGCACAAAUUAACACAUUGAAGCGAUUAUCAACAGUUUUUUUUUCCAAAAACUAGGCCGCCAACUUCACGCCGCUAAACAUGUUUAUAUUUUUGUUGAUAUUUUGUUUAAGUAUUUUAACACUUCAGUCUAAAAGGUCGGCAAAAUGGCUCAAAGGGGACAGGCCGUUAUUAUCGUCAACAAAAACUUCCCAAAUCACAAAAGUCCUAGAAAAGGAGCAACAAAGGAUAUUAAAAAGAUGUUUAAACUGUUCACGUUACUGGACUUCCGUGUGAAACCGUACUGGAAUCUUAAAGGGGAGGAAAUGAGGAAAGUUAUCACUAAAGCUUGUGAGCACAAAAGUAACAAAGACAGCGAGUGUUUCGUCCUGGUGAUCAGUUCACAUGGCAGAGAAGAUGUCAACGCUAAAACUGGCUCAGGCGACGUGGUGCACGAACACGUGGUACUCGGGACGGACGAUGGCGUUGUACUCGUGGAGCAUAUACUCGAGGAAAUGGAAAACCCAACACUGAAAGGAACGCAGAAACUCUGUUUUUUUUCAGGUAAGAGUUUCCUGUGUGAUGCUUGCCGAGUGUCCACCCACCGUCUAUCAAUUAUGAAAGAUGGAGUAGACUCGGGUGUAAAUGUGAAAGCCGUCAGCACAGUUGGUGGAGGAUCAGGGGGUAGUGAUGGAGGCAAGGACAACUCCGAGGGCAUGGACGUCGAGGAUAUAGUGGAUUCACUUUUACAAGAUCUUGAGAAACCAAAAGAAGAAGACACGGCGGAAAAUGAAUGCACUGUCAUUGAAGUGAUAGACCCUUUGUCACUGCCGGACACUGAUGACGAAAGCGAGGACGACGAGGAGGUUGACACCCAGCCUCUGCAGGACUCGGGACACCCGCCCCUCCCACCCCCGAGGAAUGUUGUCCCAAACUACUGCCCCCGGGACUGCCUCGUUAUGUACCCUGUGCAGCCGCACAAAUAUGCCUUCCGGUCACUCACAAAUGGGUCGUGGAUGCUGUACUUCCUGUACAAGAACAAGGAGAUGCUUCUGAAUGAAAAUGAAAACUUGAGUCUCCUGCAGUACCUUACCAAGGUGACGGCCGACCUCGCCGCCAGGGACUACAACUGGGGAAGUGUGAAAGAAUUGCAGAUGGCCGACACCAUUGUUCACAGGUUAACCGCUGACGUCCGCUUCCAACCUUUCGAGCAUGGUAUGAUGUCUCGAUUUAUACAAAAAACAAAGACGAAAGCUGGCUUUUUUCGUAAGCACCAAAUCGUUCUAUAGAGUACUUGCCUUAUUUCAUAAUGUUGUCUUUGAAUGUCCAAGUUUAUUGACUAAGUGUGCGUUGUUUAAACAGAAACAAAAAGAUGAUUUGUUUGAUUUUAAAAAUAUAAACAAAUCAUUAUACCAUAUCAUAUAGGUACUUAGUAUAACCCCUAAUUUUGAGUUAUACUUAAAUAUAGACAAAAUCAUCAUAUUAACGAAAACCUGGUUACACCUGAUUAAGCCUGGUUAAAGAGUUGUCUGGCUUGAUAUCCCCUGCUAUGCAUCCUCUGUUUAUUGGCCUAGUUCCACAACAGGGUGCCAACUUUCCUCUGUAUUUGCUGUUGGCCAAUUGCCAUUAAGGGCAGCGUAUUUAGGGCUGUGUUCUAAGAAAAACGACUUAUCAAUACCCUUUAAUCGGAAAAAAGCAAAGCGUACGGUCAGUACGAAUUUGUAAAUGCAUAUUUAAAAUAUUCGUUUUAUUUAAUGAGCAGAUGCAUAUUGAUUUUCUUUUUUUCUUCUAAAAAAACUUGUUUUUGCAUGCAUAUACAUGAAAGCUGCUUUUGAUUCUGUUAAUAACUUUUUCAAGGAGAGUUUGUCAAUUUUGUUAAACAUUUACUAACGAAAUAAUAGUAAAUGAUACGUAUAAUUAGAGUUAAAAUACUUAAAGAACACGACUUUCUGUAUUGAGACGCAAACGUAAAUAACAUUUUAUUAUUUUUCAUUAGUUUUGUUAUUGCCAAUUAAGAUCGUAUUUUUUUUGGAUAUUAUGUGGCUUCAACGACUUAAUCAUACAAAAACAAUUUCACCUGCCAAUUAGCAGUGAAAACAUUCCUUGGUAAACGGAUUUGUAGACCAUUUUAAAAGCUGUUAAAAAUGGGGUUUUUUCGCCCAAUGAUUCUAGCUUUAGAGACCAUAUUACUAAUGAAAACUAACGCUUAUGAUGUAGAUAUUGAUUGUUUUUAUUAUACGGUUACUGUUGGCUAACUAGUUAAAAACAAUCAUCUACUUGUAUGUCUAUGCACAAAAACAGGAAUUGUUGCAGAUUCCAAAUAUUUUAUAUCACCAUAUAUUGCUCAUAUUUUUAACUAUAUUGUUGAUUGAGGGGUCUACCCUGAUUCAUGGACUGAACUGUUAUUGUUUCAAUUUAUAAAAAAGGUGAUACAACUAAUCCCACUAACUAUCGCGACGUAACACUUGUAAAUAUUAUUGCUAAAAAUUAUAUUUAACGUUACAAACUCGUAUCAAUUAGUGAUGCGAAAGUGAGUAUAAAUUGAUGAUGCUCAAUUUGGACUUGGAGACAAGUGUAGUACAGUUGAUUGUAUUUUUACUCUACAUUCUGUUCCAGUAUACAAAAUGUAUUAUCAAACAAAAUGAAACUAUUUGUGCCUUUAUUGACAACGAAAAAGCAUUUGACUCGUGUCAUUCACGAUGAUCUGUGGAUAUUUUUUUAUAUUUACUAUUAUAUUAUAUUUUUUAUGAUAAAAAAUAGUUUUGGCCUUUAGCAGUAACUGGUUAUCUAGGUAUGAUUUGCGAAUUCCACUAAGUAGAUAAAUCUUAUCCGGUCAACCAAUUACUAUGUUGCUUAUUAAGUGUAAUUCGCAAACCACAACUAAAUUACCAGUAACUGCUAGAAGCCAAAAGUGCAUUUAUAGAUAAGUGGUAACACGAAUCUAAUCUAGUUAUCCGUUAUCAUGUUACUUAUUAAGUGGAAUUCGCAAACCACAACUAGUUGGCCUGUUAGUGUUGCAUAGCUAAAAAGCGUAAAAGGUGGCAGUUCUGGGCACUUUCAAGCCUGUUUUAAGUCUAAUGAUAUGUAUCUUACAAAAAAAGGUUUCGCGAAUAUUGACUUGAUAGCUAGAUAAUUAUCACAAACGUUAAGUGAUUAACAAAAAACAAUUCGCGAACACUAUCAGGUUAUCUUACGGCAGUUUUAUGCUACCAAAUUUAACACCUUUAACAAAUUUGUAUCUAUCUUAUCUAUUAAUAAUAUUAGGACUAUCAGGAACCUAGCGAAUUUUGCUUUUAUUGCCAUGUCCAAACGAAACGAUUUCCUUGCUGCCGUUGUCACUUGAUUUGUUUAAAAUGCUACAUAUAGUGGCAUUUAGUUAGUAUUGAUAUAUGUGUGUUAAAGUUAUAGUUAUCAAACACUUGUGAUAUGUUUGUAAAUAUGUUUGAAUGUUGAUGUUUUACUUCCUCUUUUUGUGACAACCUUUGUGAAUUUUUUUUAUCAAUUUCGGCCAAAUUCAUGUAUUUGCUGAUAUUUCCAAUACACUGAAACUGAAACUGAUAAAUCAUAUUCAGUUUGUUUUUUGUAAUUGACACAUGGCAAGUUUAUAAAUUUAAUUAACUCGGAAUUACAAUACAAUUGGAAUUAUAUAAUUAUAUACAAUAAUCAAACGAACGAUGAUUCGAUGUUGUUAUUUUCCUGGACCGGUAUUCAAAACAAAUACUUUACCUGAUUAAAGUUCCUAAGUUGCCAUGUUGCUAUUGUUGAUGAUGUUCUUUUUGAAAAACUAAAUGUACUUUAUUCAAACAACGUUCAUCGAAUAUUGCCCCCUCUUAAAGCUGCACUCUAAGAGAUUGAACGUUUAGACAACUUUUUUAAUUUUUGUCUUGGAACGAGCAGUUUUUUUUUUGCGUAAAUAUCUGAAAACCAGUGAUCAAAGACUGAUGACAAAAGAUCAGAUAGCAGAUUUUCAUAUUUCCUCUCAUAUUUUGAUGUUUUAUGCACUUUUUUUAAACCGUUAGUAACUGUUUAAGCCAUAACAAAUUAAAUUUGGCAUGGAAAUAUGAAAAUCUGUGAUUUGAUGCUAAUUCCAAGACAAAAAAAAAAUAAAAAAAAUGGAAAAACGGUAAAUCUGUGAGAGUGCAGCUUUAAAUGUACACAUUACUUCAUUAAAUGAUUUCAAAUUUACUUAUAUGAAAUUGCUUAUUUUGCUUAAAGAUUGUGUAAACAUUAGUCAUAUUGCUAAUAUUAGUUUAAGAAAAAAAAUCGUUACUAACUUUGAAAAAAGUAACGUUAUGUUCUCGAUGAGUACUUGUUCCUUUGACUGUAUAUAUAGUGUUUCAGUAAGGUGUCGUAUGUAAUAAUCAAAAUGUAAAACAUACUAAUGUUUGUAAAUUUGAAUAUAUGCAAUAUAUACUUACUUAUAUCUAUGUUAAGUAUGGAAAAUGUAGUGUUUUAUCAAAUAUGUACGUAGAUACUUAUACUGAUUAUGUAUACAAAAGCUGUGUAGCGAAAUAAAUCUUGAGAACAUA
Molecule: messenger RNA, 6669 nt
Organism: Mya arenaria
Lineage: Eukaryota; Metazoa; Mollusca; Bivalvia; Myida; Myidae
Exons: 5
Coding region: 2308-3429 (373 amino acids)
Biological process (GO): proteolysis
Molecular function (GO): cysteine-type endopeptidase activity
Source: RefSeq, a predicted model, not a curated record